AUGAAAACAUCGCCACAUCAAACGUUAGUGAAAGCUGGUGAUCGAGACGGUUUGAAAGAAUUGUUAAGACGCAGAUUAGUUGAAUGUGGAUGGAGGGAUGAAGUGAAACUUAUUUGUAAAGAAAUCAUUAAAGAAAAUGGUCAAGACAUAACGUACGAUGCACUCUUAGCCAUGGUAACGAGUAGAGCAAGAAGUAGAGUUCCAGACGUGGUAAAAAAGGAGCUUUUACAAAAGAUAAAAAAUCAAUUGUUGGCACAGGAAGAAAAACUCAAAUUGACGUGAUAUUUAUAUUAUAAGUAAUAAUUUUUUUUUAUACAUACAAUGAAAUAUGA
This is a messenger RNA of Ceratosolen solmsi marchali, 332 nucleotides long. RefSeq names its product enhancer of yellow 2 (gene e(y)2). The record is from RefSeq and is a predicted model, not a curated record. Gene Ontology annotation, biological process: positive regulation of DNA-templated transcription; mRNA export from nucleus. Gene Ontology annotation, molecular function: transcription coactivator activity. The transcript is spliced from 2 exons. Lineage: Eukaryota; Metazoa; Arthropoda; Insecta; Hymenoptera; Agaonidae. The coding region runs from base 1 to 282 and encodes 93 amino acids. Gene Ontology annotation, cellular component: SAGA complex; nuclear pore.